GGGUUCGGACUCGGCGCGAUCAGUCAUGGCGGCUUUCCGCGACAUGGUGGAGGUGAGCAACUGGCUACUGAGCCUGCUGGGGGCCAACCGCGCCGAGGCGCAGCAGCGGCGGCUGCUCGGGAGCUACGAGCAGAUGAUGGAGCGGCUGCUGGAGAUGCAGGACGGCGCCUACCGGCAGCUUCGGGAGACUCUGGCUGUGGAGGAGGAAGUGGCUCAGAGCCUUCUUGAACUGAAAGAAUGUACGCGCCAGGGGGACACCGAGCUGCAGCAGCUGGAGGUGGAGCUCCAGAGGACCAGCAAGGAGGACACCUGUGUGCAGGCUAGGCUACGUCAGCUCAUCACAGAGCUGCAGGAGCUCAGGGAGAUGGAGGAAGAGCUCCAGCGCCAGGAGAGGGAUGUAGAUGAGGACAACACCGUCACCAUCCCCUCUGCAGUGUAUGUGGCUCAUCUCUAUCACCAAAUUAGUAAAAUACAGUGGGAUUAUGAAUGCGAGCCAGGGAUGAUCAAGGGCAUCCACCACGGCCCCACAGUGGCCCAGCCCAUCCACUUGGACAGUGCACAGCUCUCGCCGAAGUUCAUCAGUGACUACCUCUGGAGCCUGGUGGACACCACGUGGGAGCCAGAGCCUUGACCUCAUACCUUGCACAGAACUGGGGUUGAGGGAGCCAAGGAGGGGAUCACUCUAAAAUUAAAUGUCUGUAUGUGAGUGCGUUCAUUGAUUUAUCUACUUGCUUUGAGACAGCAUGGAGUCCAGGCUGGCCUGCAGCUUCUUUUUUAUUUGUAAUUACAUUUACUGUAUGAAUGUUUUGUCUGCAUGUGUGUCUGUUAGCUGUGUAUUCCAGGAGAGGUUAGAGAGGGCUUCAGACCCCCUGAAACUGGAGUUAUGGGUGGUUCUGAGCUGCCAUGUGGCUACUGGGAAUCGAACCUGUAUUCUAUAGAAGAGCAGCCAGUGCUCUUAAUUGUUGAGCUGUCUCUCCAUCCCCUUAAUUACAAUUUUAAAAAAUGUGUGCCUAGCCGGGCGUGGUGGCGCACGCCUUUAAUCCCAGCACUUGGGAGGCAGAGGCAGGCGGAUUUCUGAGUUCGAGGCCAGCCUGGUCUACAGAGUGAGUUCCAGGACAGCCAGGGCUAUACAGAGAAACCCUGUCUUGAAAAAACAAAAAAAAAAAAAAAACAAACAAACAAAAAAACAAAAACAAAAAUGUGUGCAGUUGGGGCUGGAGAGAUGGCUCAGUGGUUAAGAGCACACUGAUUGCUCUUCCAGAGGUUCUGGGUUCAAUUCCCAUCUGUAAUGGGAUCCGAUGCCCUCUUCUGGUGUGUCUGAAGACAGCCACAGUGUACUCACAUACAUUAAAUAAAUACUCUUUUUAAAAAAAA
Molecule: messenger RNA, 1374 nt
Organism: Mus musculus (house mouse)
Lineage: Eukaryota; Metazoa; Chordata; Mammalia; Rodentia; Muridae
Gene: Spc24
Product: SPC24, NDC80 kinetochore complex component, homolog (S. cerevisiae)
Exons: 5
Coding region: 26-631 (201 amino acids)
Biological process (GO): attachment of spindle microtubules to kinetochore
Cellular component (GO): Ndc80 complex; nucleus; kinetochore
Source: RefSeq, marked validated